Molecule: messenger RNA, 2121 nt
Organism: Plectropomus leopardus (leopard coralgrouper)
Lineage: Eukaryota; Metazoa; Chordata; Actinopteri; Perciformes; Serranidae
Source: RefSeq, a predicted model, not a curated record
UCUGAACCCUGUCCUCCUCGGACCAGUGACCAGAGACCAGAGACCCAGCUCUGCCCUGAGACCCAGAGGCUGAGAGCUCCAAUGCCCAGUUGUGUUCCUGUCAGUCCCAGGACGUCUGUGGGUGAAGAUGGCUCAUAGAGAGAGAACAGAGAUUCGUAAGGAGCAAAGGGAAACCUUGAAGUCCUUUUUUAAGGAUGGGAUGACACGUGUUGGUUCACCCUUAAUAUCAAGAGCUGCAUCAGCUACUGGUUUGGAAACCUGUGUCAUAGAAAAUUGGAUCGGAAACUACAGAAGGUCCUUCAAAGCUCCUUCUGAGCCGCGGCCCCCAAAGCCGAAGCUUCACACACGAGAGCUGUCACCAUAUAAUCUUUUUUGCAGGGACCUCCUCAGAAACAAAGGCACACUGAAUGAUAUUAAGGGCAGGUGGUCCACAUUAGGGGAACAGGAGAAGCAGAAAUACUUUGAAGAAGCAGCAGCACUGAGGGCACAGGGGCAGACAGAGCACCUCAGCCCUGAGAUGAGGGCUCAAAUUAAAAAGCACCUGAAGCAGCUAAAAUUUGAGGUGUCUAAGCUUGAGGCUUUGGGUGUGGAAACGGCCAUUUUGUCAUUUGACCGCCAGAAGUCCAACCUAGAGGUAUAUCAGCUGAGCAGCAAAGGAGCGAAGGACACAGUGAAUAACUUUGCACUAUACUUCAAAGCCAGCUCUUUGGCUGCAGCAGCUCCUCAGCCUCAACACCAACACCAAAGAACAAGCCGCAACACCAAAGAUCAAGUCAAUGUUCUAGUUCAAAAAGUGCAGGAUCUAUUCAACCAAAAAUACAAGGAGGCUGGAGGUGCUGGAAGGCUCCCGUACCAGUCCCUGGUAAAUCGAAGCAUGGCCAUAACAGUUGCUGGGCUGCCCAAUGGCCUUACGUUCAAGAAGCCGUCUUUCUAUGGAAGAAAUCAGCUAGAAGCCAUUUUGAAAGAUGCCGAGCAGAUUUCAUUUGAAAUAUAUGUAGCAAAAUGCAACGCUGACACCGCUGAGGGGAUUUUAGAAGACAUGGAUGCAGAAGACACUGCAGAUGUUGUCCAGACAAGGUCUUUGGGAGAGAUAUUAAAGGCCAUGUGUAAAAAAGGUGCACAGCAGAUGGAAGAUGAGUCCUCAGAAACAGCCACUAAUUUAGCCGUCAUGAUGACUGCAGAUCCUCUGAAGAAAAUUAAGGCAAGGUUGAGGAGAAGUGAGAGGGAAGUUCUACCAUCAAGUUUUGACGAGAUGGAGGUCUCCACUGACGAUGCUGAAUGCAACAGUGUGAAGAACAGACUAUCUGACUUGGAUAGCGAUAUGGAAAACAUAGAAGCAACUGAUCUGGGUGCUCCAGGAGCAGAUGUCAGCUGUGAUGGAGAUGUCUACGUACCAGUAAUUCCUCAGAGUUACAAAACAUCUGAACUUAAACUUGAAUGUGAAGAAGAGGAGCUGGAGCCGUGGCAGAAACACACUUUAACUGUUCACUUCAAAGAAGAGAAUGAUGUUGGAGAGUUGAAUGUUGACCAAACUGAUUGUAAACCAGAUCCUUCAUCUCUGCAGAGCUGUGCAGCUGGUCGGCUCACUCUAACACCUGAGGACUGCGCUGUCGUCCACACUGCUGAGGGGCAUCAAAUCAGCAACAGCCCCGUGUCCUUAUCUAGUGUCCAGAGUCCUGAAGUAUCAUCUAACAAACUGCAGUCAGACCAGUCCAACUCACAGACCCCCUCUGCACCUUUUUCUGCACCAUGCUUUACAGUUAUUAAAGUUGAAUCAACUGAAACGUGAAACAAUCAGUAAUAAAUAUUAGUUUACCAACAGUUAUAAUGGGUAAAUUCACAAGUUGUCAUAAUUAAAUGCAGUUAUUUGUGCAUAUUCAAUGCAUAAACUAAGAAGAUGUAGAUAAUUUGCACAUCUGAGUGACUCUUUUGGCUCCUCUGGCAUUAUGACAGUCUGGAGAACGCUGCACAGAAACACCUAUUACCUCAUUUUCCAACUCCAAAUAUAUGAAAACUCAGUUUUGUUAAAACUUUGGUACCUGUCAGUUACAUUCCACGUGAAAAGUACAUGUUUUGUUGUAAUUUAAUGUACAGUGAAAUAAAUUCUGAAAUCAAAACCCA